CAGGGUUCCCGAAUGUACGUUUCCACGGACUGAAAUCAAAAUAAACCGAUCAGAGGGGAAAGAAUCACUAUCCCAUUGUACCGGAUUCUUUGGGUGGAGCUAGGAAUCCUGGGCUUCGGGAAAGAGACCGAUCGAGAGGGGCAGCAGCCCUAGUGGACCGGGACCAGCAAAGAUGUAUCGGUUGUCCAGACAAUCGAAAGCCCCAGAGCCAGUCGUCGGAUUUACGACAACGUGAGGCAGUACCGAGAACACCUGGGGUGGAGUCAGUAGCGGAAGAGGCAUCAGCUGAUCGCGCCUUGGAAGUGGGCGCGGGCCUAAUCAUGCCGCAGUGAUCAGAGAUAUCCGCAAAAUGGCAUGUCCCUUCUCGAGGGGAUUCGCGAGGCCUACGCGAGAUCAGAAGCCGGAUCGGGAUGGACAGGAAACCCGACCAACCGACCAGGAUCGGAGGACCACCAGACCCCCGACCAGACAGCCUUCCGUUCAAGUCAUCUCUCUGAAUGCCGAGGAGAACGAGGAGGAGGGAACGCAAACUCUUAACCUCAAGCACCUCAGGGCUGCCGUGCUCAUUCUAACGAACCCAUCGAACGAAGUAAUGGCCGUGGCUCUGGGCGGUCUUUUGAGCAGGAGCGAAGUGCCACUUCCGGCUUCGGCGUCCUUGGAAAAGCUGCUCAACAACGCCGAAAAUGAGGAGAAUUACAACCUCCUGGAGGACAUUUACGAGACGCUCAAUUACGACUGCGCGAUCGACGUCAACGGGUUCCUCGACCGUCUUGGCCAGGAGUUGAUCACGACCGCCUGUGUGGGUUUACUGGAGCGUGCUUUCCGAAGUCUGGGCAACGACUUGACAGCUUUCUUGACGACCCUGGACGGCGUCAACGACGUGGUGCAACAUCAGUCUGGAUCCGAAACCGAGGCCGAAUUCGUGUGCAUCGCGACCCAGGGUGCCCUGGAGCUUCACUUCACGACCGAACACCCGUCCGUUGCCUAUCUUCUGGUCGGAAGUCUCAAAGGCAUUGCCAGGCGAUUCUACAACGACAAGGCCGACGUCUACAUCCUGCCCGACGCCUACAAUACCAAGUUCUUUCGAUAUCGGAUCACUCCCGAGCAUUACGAGCAACCGGAAUCCGAAGUCGACGACGACUUUGACGUCGUGACGUCGAUAUAUCGACCUCUGUCUUCCGAGGCCGCCGAUCUGCAGAUGGGAGUGGCGAGCUUCUGCAAAGCCUUCCCCUGGCACUUCGUCGUCGACCGUCGACUGGAGCUGGUGCAACUGGGCACCGGGUUCAUGCGCAUUUUCGGCCACCGUCUCAAUCAACUUGGUCGUGAGAUAUCGACGUACUUCGUAUUUACUCGCCCCAGAGGAGUGUCCAUCACGUUCCACGAGAUCCUGAAGCGCGCCAACACGCCGUUCGUCCUCACGCUGAAGGGACUUCCCGACACGGAGAGCUUUUCCGCGGAGGGUUUGGAGCUAAAGGGUCAGAUGGUCCAUUGUCCGGAAUCCGAUUCGAUUCUCUUCGUGAGUUCGCCGUUCCUCAAUGGGCUGGAAGGGUUGAAUAGUCGUGGACUCUUCAUCUCCGAUAUUCCGUUGCACGACGCUACCAGAGACGUGAUUCUGGUCGGGGAGCAGGCCAGAGCUCAGGAUGGCCUGAGGCGACGAAUGGACAAAUUGAAAAGCUCGAUCGAGGAAGCAAAUCGCGCGGUGGACGCGGAGAGGGCGAAAAACGUCAGUUUGCUGCAUCUGAUCUUCCCACCGGACAUCGCGAAACGACUUUGGCUUGGUGAAACGAUCGAAGCAAAGACUUAUCCAGACGUCACCAUGCUUUUCAGCGACAUCGUCGGUUUCACCGCAAUAUGUUCCACGGCCACCCCGAUGAUGGUCAUCAACAUGCUGCAAAAUCUAUACGAAAGAUUCGACAUCUACUGCGGCCAGCUCGACGUUUACAAGGUGGAAACAAUCGGCGAUGCGUAUUGUGUGGCAUGUGGACUCCACAGGAACACGGAAACUCACGCACAACAAAUCGCGUGGAUGGCUCUCAAAAUGAUACAAACGUGUUCCCAGCAUUUAACGCACGACGGAAAACCGAUAAGGAUGCGCAUUGGCAUUCACACCGGAAUGGUAUUGGCGGGGGUGGUGGGCAAGAAGAUGCCGAGGUAUUGUCUAUUCGGACACAAUGUGACACUUGCGAACAAGUUCGAGUCAACGAGCGAGCCAUUGAAGAUCAAUGUCAGUCCGACCACGCAACGGAGGCUGAUCCAGAAACCAGGAUUCCUAUUGGAGACGAGGACCAAGGACAAUCUUCCCAAAGGAAUGCCACUUGACGAGGAGGGCACGUGUUACUUCCUAAAUGGGUACCAACACGACGAAGUUGACAAGAGCGCACCCCUUGACGGUCACAUCGAGGCAGCAUUGACAGAAUUCGGGAUUACCAACAGCCUGUAGAUAUUUGGCAUUUUGUACGAAAGGAAUUAUAGAAUGCGAGAGGAGGAUCCCGGUUAGAAAAAACACCUGAACGCGAGAAUGAAAAAAUAGACGAGGGGAAAGGCGGAACUUGGGAGGAAGAAACCGCAAAAGUUGCCGAUUACAAUGCUAUAACAAUGAUUUUGUCUUAAUCACCAGCAGGCACUAACCGUAAAAUUAAAUAACACACCGCUAUGGGCGCUACCGUAAAACACGCGAAGGAAAAAUCUAUUACGCUGAUGUAACUAUUUAUACGCAGAGU
Messenger RNA from Orussus abietinus, 2720 nucleotides. RefSeq names its product head-specific guanylate cyclase (gene Gycalpha99B). Gene Ontology annotation, cellular component: guanylate cyclase complex, soluble. Gene Ontology annotation, biological process: cGMP biosynthetic process; response to oxygen levels. The transcript has 11 exons. The record is from RefSeq and is a predicted model, not a curated record. Bases 350 to 2440 code for a protein of 696 amino acids. Gene Ontology annotation, molecular function: heme binding; guanylate cyclase activity. NCBI's taxonomy places the organism in Eukaryota, Metazoa, Arthropoda, Insecta, Hymenoptera, Orussidae.